Manduca sexta (tobacco hornworm) is the source of this 2136-nucleotide messenger RNA. RefSeq names its product histone H4 transcription factor (gene Hinfp). Gene Ontology annotation, biological process: regulation of DNA-templated transcription. Lineage: Eukaryota; Metazoa; Arthropoda; Insecta; Lepidoptera; Sphingidae. The transcript has 7 exons. Gene Ontology annotation, molecular function: DNA-binding transcription factor activity, RNA polymerase II-specific; RNA polymerase II cis-regulatory region sequence-specific DNA binding. The coding region runs from base 316 to 1953 and encodes 545 amino acids. The record is from RefSeq and is a predicted model, not a curated record.
AAAAUGUAUAGUGUAUAGUCUACCUAUCUCAUAAUAAGCGCGCCAAUCCAUAAUCCAAUCCCUAUUUUGACAUGAACAUUUAUAGAUAUUUCUAUUUUGCACACUGUAAAGAUAUACAAAGAUAAAAUAAAAGGGAAAUAGGGAAGAAAAUAAUUGUCUGCAAGAAACUAACUGCUUAUAUACCGAUAGUUAAUGAUAAUGGAAAGGAUCGUGGUGGUGUUUUUCAUUCUACUAAUUUUAUGAAGUACAAAGAAAAGUAAAAGUUAGUCUUUACUGUUCGUCUUUACUGUUAGUGUGUUAUUUUAAAUUUAAGCCAUGUCUGAUGAUUUAGAGCCAAAUCCAAAACGCGUUAGACUACUUCGUGGCAUGGACUGGUUGAAAAACCAAAAUAGUGAAACAAAAAAAUCACAGCAAAACAAAAACGAUAUACAGUUUAUAAUACAAACGAAUGCCGAUAGAAAGAAAUUUUUGUUGAACGCUGCGGAGGAUGAAGCUAGCGUUCCAGCAGGGGUAAACGAGUCUUCUGUUGAGCCCAAAGCAGUGCCUUUAAACCGUUUGAGGCUGGACAAACUGCAUAUGGAGUGUGAAUGGCACACAUGUAGAAAGAAGUCAAGUGAUUAUGAAGAAUUUCAGAAGCACAUACAAACCCAUAUCUCAGAUGUGAAGCCUGUUGUCGAUAAAAAUGAAAGUGUGGAAUAUGCCUGUCUGUGGGACGUCUGUGGUCACAUAACACCCGAUUUCAAUGAAAUGGUGCGACAUAUUAACUUUCAUGCGUACCAUGCGAAGUUACUAGCAAUAGGCUUCAACGGUCGAGCCACUCUAAAGCUUGUGCGGUGUAGAAAAGAUUCAAGCAAAAGAAAUCAGUUGCCGAAAUUUAUUGGUGAACAUGUCUGCAUGUGGACUGGUUGUCAACUGAAAUAUAGUUCUAUUCAGGCGUUCUUUGACCAUAUCAAACAGCAUAUUGCACAUUCUGAGAACCUGCAGUGUUCAUGGGCAGGUUGUGGGGCUAUAUUUAACAGGCGGACCUUCCUCACCAUACAUAUGAGAAUUCAUACCCGAGAGCGCCUUAUCGCGUGCUACCAUUGCGGUGUCCACUUCACAUGUAACAGGAAGCUUUGUGAUCAUCUCAGGAGACAGAACGUGAAUCCGAACUCUGCGUUCGCGUGCUCGCUGUGCGGCACGCUGUGCGCGACGGAGUACCUGCUGAACGAGCACGCGCGCCAGCACGUGUCGGCGUACGUGUGCGCGCUGUGCGACAUGUCGGCGCCCACGCCGGCCGCGCUCGCGCACCACGUGCGCUACCGGCACCUGCCGCCCGCCGCCGCGCGCCUGCACGCCUGCCAGCUCUGCGCGUACCGGGCGGUGACACAAUCCGAUCUUCGCAAACAUCUACGCCAUACUCACAAUAAAGAAAAAGCUGUAAAGAAAGCUGAGGGAAGUGACCCAGAUGAUUUUAGCGAUGAUUCAGAUGCAGAAAGCAAACUGAGGAAGAAGAAGUCGACUAAGAAAUACGCGUGUCACUUGUGUCCAGAAAAACAUAUGAAAAUCUUCUCCAGAGGUUACAGAUUGACUACACAUUUAGUGAAAGAGCAUGGGGCUCAGUGGCCGCAUGGGCAUAGCAGGUUUAGGUAUCAAAUAAGCGAAGAUGGCAUGUACAGACUGACAACAACAAGAUACGAAGUUCUCGAAGUUUUCAAGAAGAUUGUGGAUCGAGAUAGCGGUCCAAACGAAUUGCUGACAAACAAAUUUGAGUUUAAAUUACAACAAACUGCAGAACCAACAGAAACAACACCUAGGCAGUUUGAAAUAGCAUUUAAAAAUGAAACAGAAAUGGAAAAGUUUGAAAAAACAAUAAAAAAUGAUGAGAAAAAAGACGAUAAAACUAAAGUGGAGAUUGUCAUGUGCGAUGUGGAUGAGGAAGGGAAUAUUAUUAGAUCUGAAGUUAUGAAUUAACAUUUCAAAGCUGUUUAUUAGCUACAAAUACAAGUUACUAUGUUGAUAUGAACCGAAGUGAUUGUAUACUUUCAAGUGGAUUGUUAAAAUACUUUCAAUAAUAUAGGAUUACAUUGUAACUGAAUAGUAGGUACCUAAGGUAGAUGAUUUUAAUAUCAGCAGUAUAGUAAUUUGUAUAUUAAA